GGAGCAGAAGUCCACCUUCUGUCCUGGCAGUCCAGAACUCCACUUGGCAACCUCAGCCUUGGUAGAGUCAUCCCAGCGUCUGAGAGCCAAGAUGCCGGUGCGCUUGCUGCAAGAAAAGCUCUCCAGCUCCUACACCACCACCACCCCCAUCACAGCACCUCCCAAAGGGAGCCUGAAGAAUGAAGGAGAGAAGUUGGAGAAGAUCUCUCUCUACUUGGCAGAAGACAUUCGCCCUGAAAUGAAAGAUGACAUAUAUGACCCCAGCUAUCAGGAUGCAGAGGGCCCCAGGCCCAAGCUUGAGUAUGUCUGGAGAAACAUCAUUCUCAUGGGUCUGCUGCACUUGGGAGCCCUGUAUGGGCUCACACUGGUUCCCACCUGCAAGUUCUACACUUGGCUCUGGGCAUAUUUCUGCUAUUGGACCAGUGUUGAGGGCAUCGGAGCAGGAGCUCAUCGCCUGUGGAGCCACCGAACUUACAAAGCGCGACUGCCCCUGCGGCUCUUCCUGAUCAUCGCCAACACCAUGGCGUUCCAGAAUGAUGUUUAUGAGUGGGCCCGAGAUCACCGCGCCCACCACAAGUUCUCAGAAACAGAUGCCGACCCUCACAAUUCCCGCCGAGGCUUCUUCUUCUCUCACGUGGGUUGGCUGCUUGUGCGCAAACACCCAGCCGUCAAAGAGAAGGGCAUGACGCUGGACCUGUCUGACCUAAGAGCCGAGAAGCUGGUGAUGUUCCAGAGGAGGUACUACAAGCCUGCUGUCUUCUUGAUGUGCUUCAUCCUGCCCACUCUGGUGCCCUGUUUUUGUUGGGGUGAAACUUUUCUACACAGCUUGUAUGUUGCCACAUUUCUGCGAUAUGCUGUAGUGCUCAACAUCACCUGGCUGGUGAACAGUGCCGCCCAUCUCUAUGGAUACCGUCCCUAUGACAAGAACAUCGAACCCCGUGAGAGUUCCCUGGUUUCCCUGGGAACUAUGGGCGAGGGCUUCCACAACUACCACCAUGCCUUUCCCUAUGACUACUCUGCCAGUGAGUACCGCUGGCACAUCAACUUCACCACGUUCUUCAUUGACUGCAUGGCUGUCCUGGGUCUGGCUUAUGACCGGAAGAAAGUAUCUAAGGCUGCCAUCUUGGCCAGGGUUAAAAGAACUGGAGAUGGAAGCCACAAGAGUGACUGAGUUGGGGUUUUCUGGGGCCCUGUUCCAAAAGCCAGCGGGACAGAAGUUUAAUGUUCUGUCAAUUCACUAAUUAGUAAUGCU
Sciurus carolinensis (gray squirrel) is the source of this 1252-nucleotide messenger RNA. Its product is annotated as acyl-CoA desaturase 3-like. Gene Ontology annotation, cellular component: endoplasmic reticulum membrane. The transcript has 6 exons. Gene Ontology annotation, biological process: unsaturated fatty acid biosynthetic process; response to fatty acid. Bases 92 to 1171 code for a protein of 359 amino acids. Gene Ontology annotation, molecular function: iron ion binding; stearoyl-CoA 9-desaturase activity; palmitoyl-CoA 9-desaturase activity. The record is from RefSeq and is a predicted model, not a curated record. Lineage: Eukaryota; Metazoa; Chordata; Mammalia; Rodentia; Sciuridae.